GCGUGGUAAAAGAGAACAGGAGAGAAACAGAGGGAAGGGAAGAAGAGGAGGGGGAUCUGUCGAAGAGAGGCGGAGCGACCUAACCUAACCUACCAUGGGGAGGGGCCAAGCGAGGGGAAUGCAGGGAGGGCCCCUGACACUGGAGAAGUACCACCGCUUCUUCGUCGACCCCUGGGGCACCCGCGUCACCAUCGACCAUCUCAACCACAUCAUCUCCAUGCACGGCUUCAUCAAGCUCCACCGCUCCAACAAGGGCGACAUCAUGGGUCGCCUGGUGGGGCAGGUCGACCUGCAGUCGCCGCGCCGCUCCACGCUGCACCACGCAGCGGGCCCGUCGUCCGCCGCCGCCAUCACCGCCGACGUGGCCAGCGCCGACGUGGACGCCAUCGGGUGGACGGAGUGCCCCAUCGCCUCCGUGGCCGCCUUCGCCGCGUGCCCCGGUGACGCGCCGGAGCCGGCGGAGCCCGAUCCCCGGCCGGCCGACUUCGUCGUCUCCGGGCGCCGGGCGCGGUCCAAGCGGAGCCGCAGCUCAGCCUACGGUCACAAGCCCAACAACGGUCAAUCGCCGGCGAAGGAGGAAGACGGGGAGUGGUUGCCGCCACCGUCGACUCCCCCGCGGUGGAUGCGUUCUCCAACUCCGCCUCCGCCGCCUCCCUCUCCACCACCACAGGAGACGGGGCCACCGCCUCCGCCUCCACCACCACCACCACACGAGACGGGGCCACCGCCUCCUGCACCGCAUGCGAUGGCGCCUCCUCCUCCCCGACCCGUACACUUCGGCGCGUCGCCUAUAAUUGUGCCAUGGCUGUCGUGGGGCUUGCCGUUGCCGGCGGUGCCACAGCCACAGCCGCAGCCGCUGUGCCCUGGAACGCCUGCGUUCACGCAGCAUCUCCCGCCGGGACAGCCUCCUUUGUGGAGAUCGCCGACGGUGCCGCCGUGUUACCCGGCACCAUUCUGGGGCGCGCCCUGUGCGCUGCCGCCUCCGCAGCAGUUCUGGGGUGGUCAACCUCCGUAGCCGCUGCCGCAGCAGCCACCACCACCCACCAUGCAGCUGCAGCAGCAUCCGCCGCCGCCGCUGGCGGGGGCUUUCUGGGGCAAUCCGGUGUUUUAGAGAGCUAUAUUGCAAUCUUUUGAGUCAACACUGUCACACAGAUGUACGAGACUGUUGAUGCUAAUUGCUCUUUGCAAUCACGUGUUCUAGUAAGAGGCGAAGCGAGUUAAAAAUGGCGUCGGGGUCAUCUCUAUUGCAUAGCAUAGAAAAAUAUGAAUUGUCUCUAUUGCAUUGCAUGAAAAAUAUGGAUCGAAACAGUGCUUUAGUAGAGAUUUUAAGAAUUUCGUCGAAAACGAGCCUGGCUCCACCCCUGGUUCCAGUUUCUGUUCUGCUGGUUCGUAGUUUCGACGUCCUGACAUGCAGUGAGAUGAAC
This is a messenger RNA of Oryza brachyantha (malo sina), 1424 nucleotides long. RefSeq names its product formin-like protein 20. NCBI's taxonomy places the organism in Eukaryota, Viridiplantae, Streptophyta, Magnoliopsida, Poales, Poaceae. The coding region runs from base 95 to 1015 and encodes 306 amino acids. The transcript is spliced from 3 exons. The record is from RefSeq and is a predicted model, not a curated record.